CGUCGAGCGGGCCGGUGGGCGGCGGAGAGUGCCGAGCGCCCUCGCCCUCAACGGUCGGCGCGCCACCCCCCGCCCCCAAGGCCGAUCCGAGGCGUGGCCAGGCGCGGGGAGCGGCUCUACGGGGACUUCAAGAAACGCUGAAGCAUCCUCCCACGCCUGCUUUUUUGGAAGAUGGGAUUUCUGCAGCGCCCUGUGGUGGUGACAGCUGACAUCAACUUGAAUGUCGUGGCUCUGACUGCGGUCGGGUUACUGAGCCGGCUGUGGCAACUUGCCUAUCCACGGGCUGUGGUUUUUGAUGAAGUGUAUUAUGGGCAGUACAUCUCUUUUUACAUGAAGCGGAUCUUCUUCUUGGACAGCAGUGGACCGCCGUUUGGCCACAUGCUGCUGGCCUUGGGAGGUUAUAUAGGAGGAUUCGAUGGUAACUUUUUGUGGAACAGAAUUGGAGCAGAAUACAGCAGCAACGUGCCCGUGUGGUGUCUGCGCCUGCUGCCGGCCCUCGCAGGGGCCCUGUCAGUCCCCAUGGCUUACCAGAUCGUGUGGGAGCUGGGCUUCUCUCCCUGUGCCGCCAUGGGGGCCGCUCUGCUGGUGCUGAUCGAGAACGCUCUAGUCACUCAGUCACGGCUGAUGCUUUUGGAGUCAGUGCUGAUAUUUUUUGAUCUAUUGGCCGUGCUGUCUUACCUGAAGUUCUUCAACUCCCAGAAACACAGGCCCUUCUCCCUGAGCUGGUGGUUUUGGCUGACGCUGACGGGCAUGGCCUGCUCCUGUGCAGUUGGCGUCAAAUACGUGGGUGUGUUCACCUACCUGCUCGUGCUCGGAGUUGCCGCCGUCCACGCCUGGCACCUGAUAGGAGACCAGACACUGUCAAACGUCUGUGUGCUCUGUCACCUGCUGGCCCGAGCUGUGGCUCUGCUGGUCAUCCCAGCCGCCACGUACCUGCUGUUCUUCUACGUCCACCUGGCCCUGCUCUGCCGUUCUGGGCCUCAUGACCAAAUCAUGUCCAGUGCUUUCCAGGCGAGCUUGGAGGGGGGCCUGGCGCGCAUCACACAAGGCCAGCCACUGGAGGUGGCCUAUGGCUCCCAGGUCACUCUGAAGAACGCCUUUGGCAAACCCGUGCCCUGCUGGCUUCAUUCCCACCAGAGCACCUACCCCGUGAUCUAUGAGAGCGGCCGAGGCAGCUCCCACCAGCAGCAGGUGACCUGUUACCCCUUCAAGGACGUCAAUAACUGGUGGAUUAUAAAGGACCCCAGGAGGCACCAGCUGGUGGUGAACAAUCCUCCAAGGCCCGUGCGGCACGGCGACAUCGUGCAGCUGGUGCACGGCAUGACCACCCGCUUCCUCAACACGCAUGACGUGGCGGCCCCCCUGAGCCCCCACUCGCAGGAGGUCUCCUGCUACGUCGACUACAACAUCUCCAUGCCCGCCCAGAACCUCUGGAGACUGGGCCACACGCAGUGCCCGGGGCAGGGCAGUGGGAGGGAAGUGUUCUGUUCCUGGAUUGUUGGACCCUUUGAAGUCGAGGACCUGAGUGCGAAACACAGUAGUGGUGUGGCGAUCGCCUGGGGCCUGCCUCCGAGAGAGCCAGAUGCCCUGCAGUGCUUACCGGUGCGGCAGCAGGGGCCGCGGAGGCCGCCUUCAGUCUCUGUGCAGAGCAGGGCCUGGGCUCUGUGCCGCAGACGCUCCAUGUCCCUCCCCGACGCCAGCCCUCCUGUCCUGCUCCCGCUUAGCCCUCGGGUUCUGGCUCGUCAGCAGCUGCCUGACCUCUGGGGCCGUCGCCAGUCUCCAGACAUUGUGAAUCGGGAGUCGGACGCAGAGGUCUGGAAGACCAUCCUGUCCGAGGUCCGCUUCGUGCAUGUAAACACCUCGGCCAUCCUGAAGCUGAGCGGGGCGCACCUCCCGGAUUGGGGCUUUCGGCAGCUGGAGGUGGUCGGGGAGAAGCUGUCCCGGGGCUACCACGAGAGCACCGUGUGGAACGUGGAGGAACAUCGCUACGGCAAGAGCCAGGAGCAGAAGGAGCGGGAGUUGGAGCUGCACUCACCGACGGAGAGCGACAUCAGCAGGAACCUGAGCUUCAUGGCCAGAUUCUCGGAGCUGCAGUGGAGAAUGCUGACAGUGAGAAGUGAUGACUCAGAACACAAGUACAGCUCUACGCCGCUGGACUGGGUCAUGCUGGACACCAACAUCGCUUACUGGCUGCACCCCAGGACCAGUGCCCAGAUCCACCUGCUCGGGAACAUCGUGAUCUGGGCUUCGGCCAGCCUCGCCACCAUGGUGUACGCCCUGCUCUUCCUCUGGUACCUGCUCAGACGCCGAAGGAAAGUCUACGACCUCCCUGAGGAUUCCUGGCUGCGCUGGGUGCUGGCUGGGGCGCUGUGUGCCGGGGGCUGGGCCGUGAACUACCUCCCCUUCUUCCUGAUGGAGAAGACGCUCUUCCUCUACCACUACCUGCCCGCGCUCACCUUCCAGAUCCUGCUGCUCCCCGUGGUCUUCGAGCACAUCAGCAACCACCUGUGCAGGUCCCAGCUCCAGAGGAGUCUCUUUGGCGCGCUGGUUGUGGCCUGGUUCGCCUCCGCCUGUCAUGUGUCGAACACGCUGCGUCCCCUAACCUAUGGGGACAGGUCACUCUCACCCAGUGAACUCAAGGCCCUCCGUUGGAAAGACAGCUGGGACAUCUUGAUCCGAAAAUACUAGCAGUUCAAGAGCACGGUGAACGGCAGGGCCGGGGUCGGGCCAAGGCAGAAGCUUCUUUAAGGAGCGUGUGUUUCUGACCAGCAGAGUGGCUCUCGGUGUGGUGGGGACUCUGGCUCAAGGACUCCUUUCUGGUUUUGUCCCUGAAACAGUCCCCUGACUACCACAUCAUUUUGAGCAAAGUCUACUUUUCCGAGGCCACAAAGAACAUGCUCUCCCUCCACUGACUCCUAAGAGCCCCCUGAACUGAGUGUGGAAUGGCCAGCGUAGGACUCGGGGAUGGCGGAGAAGAGGCAGGAAGAGAGCGAGUUAGGUCAAUCCAGACAGGGCCCCGGUCCUGCUGACAGAGGCCAGUGAUGGGGUUUGGCUGACGGGCCUGGCCCUGCUCACCCAGAGCCCCUGUCCCCAGCCAGGCCUUGAGGAAUCACCCUAACGCUUCAGUGCCAGAGAAGCUACUGGGGUGACAGCCCUGGCGAGGUGGUCAUGGGACACUGGGUGUGACUCCUGUCACUGACUCUUAGAACUCCCUGCCCUGAGAUUCUGCUGAGAGGUGUGUGAGAGAGUAGCGCCUUUAACCGCCAAGGUUUAUCAUCUGUACACCUCCUUGUCCUGAAUUCACCUUUUUUUAUGUAAUUAAAAAGGGACAAACUGGCAUUCA
Messenger RNA from Camelus dromedarius (Arabian camel), 3343 nucleotides. It is a transcript of the gene POMT1, whose product is annotated as protein O-mannosyltransferase 1. The record is from RefSeq and is a predicted model, not a curated record. Lineage: Eukaryota; Metazoa; Chordata; Mammalia; Artiodactyla; Camelidae. Gene Ontology annotation, biological process: protein O-linked glycosylation. Gene Ontology annotation, molecular function: mannosyltransferase activity. Gene Ontology annotation, cellular component: membrane. The transcript is spliced from 22 exons. The coding region runs from base 172 to 2688 and encodes 838 amino acids.